AGCCGGAAGUCUGUGAGGAUGGUCUAUUGGUUUUUUUCUCUUCGCUUCAGUUUUUUCAUCCUUUGGUUUUUUUUUUUUUUUUUUUCCGCUUUGCUUGUUAUUUUUUUUCCCCGAGCAGGAGGGCACUACAGACACCGCUGUCUGCUAGCUAACUGUAUGUUAAUCAGCACGUCGGGCCCGAUUAACUACAAGAUGCAAGGAGCCGAAAUGGAGUCCUUCUCUUGAGCCAGGGCUUAUUUUAAACAUUAUCACGGCCUACAUCUCAUUUUGUGGCGUUUUCAUAAAAAAAUGAUGGAAGAUUCUCAUUUUAAUUCAUCGUAUUUCUGGUCUCCAAUCCCCACAGUACCUGGACAGAUCGAGAAUGCCAUGUUCCUGAACAAGAUGAAGGAGCAGCAGGAAAAGAACGCUUCUUUCGCUGCUUCCUCUGCAUCCCACUAUCAAACAGCCCUUCUCACCAUUCCCACUCCUGGGACAAAGACAGAUGGUGGAGGGCAUGUCGGUGGUGUGGCACAACUCCACCCUCCUCACAGCAACCAGAACAUGCUGUCUGUCCCCUCCACAGGCAUCAUGACAGCAGCGGGUCUGGUCAUCACAACUCCUCAGGGAACACUCGUCUCUCCCACCUCGUCUCAGUCGUUUGUCUCUGGUCACCCAGCAACCACCAUGAUUGUUUCAGCGCUCCAUCCUUCAGAUAAAAAAGAAGGGGAUGCGGCGUCGCAUGUGGUCGUGAUGCCAGCGCCCUCAAAACGAGGACGAAAGAAGAAGGCAACGGUGGCCAGGAUCGGCCCAUCAGGAAAUGAAACGCUUAUACUGGCCCAUCUGGCCAGUGGCCAGGUGGCAACUUUGCAGCAUCACCCUGGAGACCCCUAUGCUCUGUCAAAUGAAGGUGAAGACCGUGUGCGUAAAGAUAGCACUAAAACAUACAGGUGCCGGAUGUGUGCGGCGACCUUCCUCAGUAAGUCUGACAUGCAGAUCCACUCCAAGUCGCACACAGAGGCCAAACCUCACAAGUGUCCUCACUGCGCCAAGUCAUUCGCCAACUCCAGCUACCUGGCCCAGCACAUCCGCAUCCACAGUGGGGCCAAGCCUUACACCUGCUCCUACUGCCAGAAAUCUUUCAGGCAGCUCAGUCAUUUACAGCAGCACACACGAAACCAUACAGAGUCAAAGCCCCACAAGUGUCCCCACUGCACCAAGUCAUUUGCCAAUUCUAGCUACCUGGCCCAACAUAUCCGCAUCCACACUGGAGUGAAACCCUACUCCUGCUCCUACUGCCAGAAGUGCUUCAGACAGCUCAGUCACCUUCAGCAGCACAACAGGAUUCACACCGGAGAUCGACCAUACAAGUGUUCCCAUCCAGGAUGUGAGAAGUCGUUCACGCAACUCUCAAAUUUACAGUCCCAUCGGCGUCAGCACAACAAGGACAAACCCUACAAGUGCACCAACUGUAAUAAAGGAUACAUAGAUGCAGCAAGCCUGGAGGUUCACAUGUCUACACACACGGUCAAACACGCAAGGAUCUACUCGUGUGGUCUCUGCAACCGCACUUAUACCUCAGUAAGACAAAUGUCCAUUUCUGAAGAACAUUACUACAUGAAACACUAUGAAUCACCUCACUGGCAUCAGACACCUGGCAGCUACUUUGCACCGUGUAGUCAUAUGUCCACUGUUUCCCCUCUACCUAUCCUCCCCUCAUCGCAGGAGACGUAUCUGGUGAAACACAUGGAGAAACACAGCCCAGACCAGUUGACUGCACCGGCAGCACAGUCGGCACAACAGAACCAGAACCAAAGCCAGAGCCAGGCAGAGAGCGCAGCUGGAGGAUCGAGUCGAGCUGGGGGAGCUGGGAGUGGAGGAGCAGGCGGAGGGCAGCAGGGGCAGAGCCAGGGCGGCUACCCCCAGUCGGAAAGCAUUUCCUGUCCAUUUGACAUGCAUCAGUAUAAGACAGUGUCUGCAAGUGACAUCCAGUACAAACCAGUCACUGUAGCAGACCUUACUUCCAACAAGGACCUCUGUCUCACUGUGUCAGCGUCCGCUAUUCAAGUGGAGCACCUCAACUCCUAGGAGGGAUGAAAGGAAGAAGUUCGGGGCUUGGAGAAGUUAAAAUGAAUUCAAGGAAUGGAAGAUGGAGAGCGGAAGGAUAUAAGCAAUACUAAGAUAAUACAAGAACUUUGGAACACACAAAUGACUGUGCCUGGGUGAUGGUUUGAGACGGACGGGACAAACAACAUGGUGACGCAGUAUACUGAAUGCUAUAAAUUUGUUUUAAUUCUUUUAGUUUUUUUUCUGCCUUGUUUGAUUUUUCUUUUUUGUCUUUUGCUGAGCUGUCUUGUCUGAGUAGAGAGUGCAUGUAAAGGCUGCAAUAAAAUAUGUUUCAGUCCAUCACAGUGAUGGUUAAUAAAGGGAAGACAGUCAAAGAGACAGUGCUUCUCUUUAUUCUUGUUUCAUCACCUCCUGCUCUUCCCUAAAAAUACAGCUUUGGCCACGGCAAUUUAAAGCCUCUCUGUUAAUAAAAUUGGCAGUUGACUGCGAAGGUAAAUUUUUAUACUUUGGUAAAGAGACAUCAGUGUUAAUACCUCUAUCAUGUUGUAAAAUACACACCCACAAUUAAGUCUUUUUAACUUUAAAGGGGACAUAGCGGUUACUUCCUGUUCAGGAAUGAAAAAAAAAAAAAUCAAUCAAGUAUAUAUAUAGAUAUAUACUACCAGUUUAUAAAGUAUGAUUGUGUGUUUAAAGGAUGUGGUAAUCCAUAUAACCGAGACCUAUUUGCAGGCGUUCACUACCUUCAGGGAAGUGACAAGCCAUUUCACUUUUCAUGUAAUCCUAUUGUACUGCUUUGUGUCUAUGUCCUAAAAGUAAUGUUAUCCAAAUGUGUUUAUGCUAUUGUACUUCCAUGAUGACAAUGUUUAUAAGACUUCUUUAUGGACAUACUGGCACAUCUGAAAUUUGUGUUUUUAUUUUCAGUUUAUAAUACAAUAAACCAUCUGAAAUAUUUGU
Messenger RNA from Acanthopagrus latus (yellowfin seabream), 2997 nucleotides. It is a transcript of the gene znf384b, whose product is annotated as zinc finger protein 384 b. Gene Ontology annotation, cellular component: nucleus. The record is from RefSeq and is a predicted model, not a curated record. Gene Ontology annotation, biological process: central nervous system development; regulation of transcription by RNA polymerase II. Lineage: Eukaryota; Metazoa; Chordata; Actinopteri; Spariformes; Sparidae. The coding region runs from base 289 to 2064 and encodes 591 amino acids. The transcript has 10 exons. Gene Ontology annotation, molecular function: RNA polymerase II cis-regulatory region sequence-specific DNA binding; DNA-binding transcription factor activity, RNA polymerase II-specific.